Messenger RNA from Sinocyclocheilus grahami, 1025 nucleotides. Its product is annotated as cilia- and flagella-associated protein 43-like. Gene Ontology annotation, molecular function: protein binding. Gene Ontology annotation, biological process: cilium assembly; sperm axoneme assembly. Bases 51 to 1025 code for a protein of 324 amino acids. The record is from RefSeq and is a predicted model, not a curated record. NCBI's taxonomy places the organism in Eukaryota, Metazoa, Chordata, Actinopteri, Cypriniformes, Cyprinidae. Gene Ontology annotation, cellular component: axoneme. The transcript has 7 exons.
ACAAGAAAACAACAUGCUACACCUGUGGGAACUUUAUUGUUUUCCUCGAUAUGGAAACUAAGUCGAGGAAGACUCUGCAGAGUCCUGGUUCUGGUAUUGGGGCCUUUACAGCCAGUGGGCAUAGCAGGUGUCUUGCCUUCUCUGACCUCAAACUCAAUCCUUCCAUCUUUGUCUACAACUAUCCAGAGCUUGAGCAGGUGUGUAAACUGAAAGGCACAACUAAACUGGGCUAUACAGCUUUGGCGCUGUGUGACACUGGCCCUUAUUUAGUCUGUGCUUCCUCCAUGCCUGAUCACACCAUCUCAUUAUGGAACUGGGAGAGCAGCGUUCUCCUUUGUAGCCAUCCACUCUUGGGAGAGGACGUCACAGCAUUGGUUUUUAACCCCAUGAACUGGUGUCAAAUUGGUGCUGUAAAUUUGAGGUCCCUUACUAUCUGGAAUGUUGAAAGAUGUGACGACUAUCAUUUGAUGAAGCCUAGUGCUGUCGAUCUCCCCGCCGCCGAUGGUUCAGUUACUGAGUGUGAAGCAAACCUGUCUUGUAUGCUCAGUAGGAAGUUGACACACUUAGGUCCUCAGAUGCCCAUUUCAGCAAUCGCUGGACUGAGUGGAGACAGAGCUGACGAUUUUGUGCCUUUGAAACAAAUAAAACCAAAACUGUGUCCAAGUGCCAUCUGCUGGUCAACUUCUUCUGACCUAUAUGUUGGUUCCAAGGAAGGUUUCCUGCUUUGUGUGGAUCCUGACACUUUGCUUGUCUCUGUCCUAUAUAAACCUCAAACUGAAUUAAAUCCCACGGAUGACAGUAAAACAUCCCUGCAGGAAGGCAGCUUCCAGAGCUUAGUAAUACAAGACUGUAAUGUUUUUGCUGCAGGAAUGGAAGGCAUUUUACGAAACAUACAAAUUAAAGGAAACAAAUUGGAGGUAGUGCAGACUUGGGCUUUGGAGGAGGCAGCCUCGUCUAUAUGCUUUCCCCCCGAUGGUGAGACACUGCUGAUAGUUUCUAAUACAGUAAGUGUUUAUAUUUUAUGA